Messenger RNA from Lathyrus oleraceus (garden pea), 594 nucleotides. RefSeq lists its product as uncharacterized. Bases 1 to 594 code for a protein of 197 amino acids. Lineage: Eukaryota; Viridiplantae; Streptophyta; Magnoliopsida; Fabales; Fabaceae. The transcript is spliced from 2 exons. The record is from RefSeq and is a predicted model, not a curated record.
AUGUCGUUGUCGAAUACUUCAAUAGCAGUGUUGAGGCAGCAAAUGGAUGAUAGUAAUCAUGAGUUGGUUAAUAUGUUAACUAAUCAAAUGGGUACAGUUUUUAAUCCUGUGAUACAUGAAUCUACUGAAACAAAUAGGCAGGUGGCUAAUCAAUUGACACGCUUGUGUAACUUCCUGGGGGCACCGGCUCGGCAGAUGGCACAAGUGGUUAGGCAAACCAUUCUUGUUCAAGUAGAGAUACGGGUAACAAAAGAUGAGACAGUCCAUGAGGGACAAAUCCUUAGACCCCAACAAAAUCAGGGCGUUGAGUCAGGAGUAGCAGGACGUAACCAAAUGAUGUUAGUUAACCGACAUCAGGAUGCUGAUCAAAUUAUCGAUAAACAUCGGCAAGAAGACUUGGCAGUGGAAAAUAAUUUGACAACUAUUGUCGAAAGAAUUAUGGCUAGGAAUGGUAUGAGUGCCACAUUGCAAAGGCCACUAUAUGCUUCCCCAUUGGCUGAAUUUAUUCUCCAAACCGAGGCACCUAGAGGAAUGAAGGUGCCUAAAUACACUAAGUUUGGGGGAGAAUCUGAUGUAGCAAAUUCCAUUAUAUGA